GGUGUUUUGUUGUUUGGCGCGUCCCGGAGUCCAUAGUCCGUCGAAGACUCAUUCGCACGCCGAGUCGAUGCACAGUGACGCUUUUCUCGCGCUGUAUUUUUAAUUCUAUCGAAUAUUCAACAAGUUGUGUUUUUCGUUUAGUCGAGUCUACACAGAAUUUCGCCGGUGUGGUGCACAAGAAAAAUAAUAAUAUAAAGAAGCAACUGGACAAAACAUCGAGGUUAAUUAUUCAAUUUCAGUGGAAGGAAUAACGCCGAAAAUUCGAGGGAAAAAAUAUCAAUGGUGUCACUGAGGGAGUUAAACGAGAGGAUACCUCGUCGAGGUAUCCUCGGAGCCCUCAUGUUUUUGGCCUGCAUGUUCUCCUACGUCAUACGAACAAAUUUGUCGAUAACAAUUGUUGCGAUGGUCAGCGCUCCGGGUGGCAAAAGCAAGGAAUCCGACGCUUGUGUGCAUCACGAACAUUCUCACAACUCAACCAUCAACGGGACCAGAAUUUUGCCGGACUACGGAGAACGUUACGAGUGGAAUCAGCACAUCGUAGGAGCUCUAUUAGCGGGAUAUUUCUAUGGAGUUUUACCAGCGAGUAUGCCCGCUGGAAUGCUGGCUGAAAAAUAUGGUGGUGCGAAAGUAGUCGCAUUUGCAACGCUAAUUCCUGCACUGUUGAAUCUUCUGAUGCCAUGGGCUUCGGGAGUGCACUAUGCCUUUGUAUUCGCGCUUCGUUUCGUUAUGGGUUUCUUCGGGGGUGCCGUUUAUCCAGCGUUACACGCGAUGAUCGCGAGAUGGGUGCCGCCCAGCGAAAAGGGCAUGUUCGUUUGGACCAUGCAAGGCGGACCUUUUGGCACUUUCGUCACACUCACACUCUGCGGUUGGGUUAUCAGUAGUUACGGAUGGCAAGCCGCUUAUUAUGUCACCAGUGGGUUAAUGCUCGUUUUUUAUGCCUUGUGGUUCUUCCUCGCCUACGAUACACCCGAUGUGCAUCCGACGAUAACCGACCAGGAAAAGGCGUACAUCAAAGAAAAAAUUGGCACAACUGUGUCCAAACAAAAGCAAAAACUGCCGUUUUUGGCAAUGGCUACUUCGCCCCCAUUCCUCGUCCUUCUUUGGGCUCACUUCGCCAAUAUGUGGGGAAUCUACUUUAUCGCGACUAAUGGCCCAAAAUACACGCUGGAAGUGCUAGGGUUCAAUAUGAAAUCGGGUGGAUUCCUCACGGGCUUACCUUACAUCGCGCGUCUUGGAGCCGGUGUUUUGUUCGCUGCUGCCGGUGAUUACGUGAGGAGAAAUGAAAUACUCACGGUUCGGUGGAUAAGAAAGAUAUUCAUGAUUUUCUCCCAUGUCGGACCAGGAGCUGCUCUGAUAAUCAUGACUUACGUCGGCUGCGAUUCAACGGUCGCCAUAAUAAUGCUCAUCUUAGCGUUAGCUCUGAACGGUGCUGCGUGUCAGACCAGUUUACAAAAUCAUCAGGAUCUGGCGCCAAAUUAUGCCGGAUCCCUUUACGGAAUAAUGAAUACUUUCGGCAGUUUUCCUGGCUUCAUCAUACCGCCGAUUAUCGGCGUACUGACCAACGAAAGGAAUGGUGUUGAGGAAUGGCGCAUUAUGUUUUGGAUUUCGGCAGCAGUGUUUUUCUCUGCAACGGUAUUGUUUUGGCUGUUCGGUUCUGCGGAUAUCCAACCGUGGAACGACUACAGUCAAGCUCAAAAAGUAGCCAACAUAUCUGAAGAGGAGAAGCAGAUGAACGACGUAUCGAGGAAGGAGUCUGCUACCGAGGACGAAGCCGAAGAAAACGAGCGACUUUAAGCCUUUAGAUAGCAAUUUAAAACAAGAAAAAUAUAUACGAGACUUGCUAGAAUUUACAAGUCGUCAAUUAAUAGUUUCUACAAAAGAUUCCUGAAACCCCUGUGGUUUGAAUCGAUUCAAUGAAUCGAUCGUUAGAUUCAGCGAGAUGUUUAUGCUCUCGCGAAAACAGCCGAUUAUUAGAACAAAAAAGAGGCUGGAUAAUUAUAAUUGAGUACAAAAAUAUAAAUCAAUGUCGUAUUCGGUGUUUCGCGAAGAAGAGAAAAGAUUCGUGCGUCUUUAGGGCUGAAGAGUCUUUGCAAGGAUCUUUUCCAUUCCGCAAUUUCGUAGCGCAGGCUCCGAGACAAACUGCAAUGCCAAACAGAUAUUUUUUUGCCAAAAUUUCAUCGUAAAUCAUGCUCUCAUCACCUCGUUCACAUUAUUUUCAACCCUUUGAGUUUGAAGUCUUUUUCGAAUGGAACCUCGUGAAGGGGAUACUACAAAGUUAAGGGGUUGAAGAGAUACAGCAAUACACCUGCAAAAAUCAUCCUUCAAACCGAAUAAAUCGUCAAAACAGAAUGUGCAACUCUGUUCAUCGUGUCAUACUCUCGAGAACCUUGUUGGGAUAACGUCCCUGAAAACUAUGUUUCCGUUUGGAACGAUGCCAAUGAUAAAAAGGUUUUCUCAUCAUUAGUUAUAAAUUUUACUCUAUAACUUUAAGUAUUUAUUAUUAAGUAAUUCAGUCUCACAAACAACAACAAGAACGCACACCAAAAACGACAAAUAGAUUUAUUUUCAUGCAUCAGUUUAUCCUACAGAAUAACAAAGAAUAAGCAAACAAAAACGAGAAAACAUGAGCGAAGAAUUUGUUCGUGGGGAAAAAAAAAACAAACCAAUUUCCUUGGAUUUGUCAUAUUUUUCGAGCUAUUUUACAUUCUGCUACUUUCUCCGAAGAGAAAACUGCUUGAUAAUCUGUACUGAUGUACGACAAGAGGGAAGAACUCUUGCUACUUUUGCAUUUACUUGAGUAGAGCAGAAAGCCCAUAAUUUUUCUAACAAAUUAAAUAAAAAUGAUAUUUUUUCUUCUAUGAAUCACGCAUACGUUAUCGCACUACGUACAACUUUUUAUUGUGACGACGAAUAUGAAUUGUGGAAACAAAUGUAUCUGUGCGUACAUCGACUCGAGAGUUAUUCUGACAAUAAAAAGAAUAUUCCGCUGAUGAA
Molecule: messenger RNA, 2994 nt
Organism: Venturia canescens
Lineage: Eukaryota; Metazoa; Arthropoda; Insecta; Hymenoptera; Ichneumonidae
Product: sialin
Exons: 10
Coding region: 280-1794 (504 amino acids)
Biological process (GO): transmembrane transport; monoatomic anion transport
Cellular component (GO): membrane
Molecular function (GO): transmembrane transporter activity
Source: RefSeq, a predicted model, not a curated record